Molecule: messenger RNA, 1770 nt
Organism: Toxotes jaculatrix (banded archerfish)
Lineage: Eukaryota; Metazoa; Chordata; Actinopteri; Toxotidae
Product: nucleolar protein dao-5-like
Exons: 9
Coding region: 280-1308 (342 amino acids)
Source: RefSeq, a predicted model, not a curated record
AAAACGAGGCGGAAGAAAAAUAGCCAAACGUAAACUGGGACCACAUUAGGUCCAUGACUGGAGAAACUGGUUUUUAAUCUUGUGUAAUGAAACUCUGCGGCACAGUGACUGUAACUGGAGGUUAACGGACUCGCACACCUUGCAGUGACAGCAACAACUAGUUAAAAACAAAGUGCGAACUUAGCUAAAAUUUACUCAAAAAGAAGAAGAAGCUAACAGCAGGAGAACAACUUGGCGCGUUUGGAUGAAGAGCAUAAUUAACUAGCACUGAUCAACAAAAUGGAUUUCAGCACAGCUGACCUGCCUGCCACUGUGGUACAUGACUCUCCAGCUUCUGAUGACUCCUCAGAUGAUGAGCCGCUGAUAAAGAUGAAAACACAGUUUGCAACUGCCAAGAAACCAGAGAAAAAAGAAAACACAUCAUCCAGAUCUAAUGGCACAAAUAAGAAUACAGAUUUGAACACAGAUGAUAGCUCUGACAAUGAGCCUCUGAUUAAGAUUGCCUCCAAAGUGCCUCAAAAAAGAUCUGUUGAUACAAAGGAAAAAGAAUCACCGGAUGGCGAUGAUAGUUUGGAUGAUGAGCCUCUGAGUGAAAUUGCCAAAAAACUUAAAUCCAAACAUCAGCCAUCCAAGUCAUCUGUUGUGCCAUCUGGAAAAACAUCCCCAGAUAUGAAAUCCAAAAGGAACACAGCAAGGAAAAAGGUUAAAUAUGCAGAGUCUUCCAGUGGCAGCUCAGAUGAUGAACCACUGGCAACAUUAAAGAGAAAGAGGACAAAGGCUGCUAAGGAGCAGAAGACUUCAGCAAACAAGAAAACAAAAACAAAACUUACAGAGAAAACACGAAAAGACAGCAGCUCUGAUGAUGAGCCUUUGGUGAACCUCAUUGCCAAAAAGAAGAAACCAGUGCAGAAAAACACAAAGAAUACAACAGUACAGCAAGGACUGUCUGAUGGAAGCUCAGAUGAUGAACCCUUGAUUAACCUUGUGAAAAAGAUCCACACAGGCAAACAAACAAAAACCAAAACAGAGGCUUCAGCUCCAAAAAAGAGGAACACAAUUUCGAAAAAGCAAAUAAGGAUGGUUGUAUCAGGGUCGUCGAGCAACAGUUCAGAUGAUGAACCCUUAAUCAAAGCAGCUAAACACCCACAAGUGACCAAAAUCCUGAGAAUAAUACUGGAGAGGUGUGAUGGUGAAGACACUGGGCCAACAGGAAACCUGAUUAAAACCCAAACAGCAGAAACACCGAUUGCUGAAGAGCCAACAAAGGAAGAAUCAGAAGGUUCAGAGGAAUCAUCAGAAGAAGAAUAAGCAGAAGAAUCAUAAAGCUGUAACAGUGUGAAGAAAUGGCUCUUUAUUGUCACCUUUCAGCUUCGGGACAGUGAAGUUCAAACCGCUCAGUGGCUCCAAGUUUGAGGAACUUGCCAAACUGUUCUAAAUCUCACAGACAUCUCUUAAAAAUCACAGUUAGUGUUAAUGUAAAGUUAUGGUGUGUUUUAUAUAUAUACAUGUUAAUUUAAGGUGACAGUAUUUUUACUCCAGUUUUUAGCUUUGGAACCAAGUUUUGCUGGUUCCAGGAAGAUUUUAUGCAUAAUUUGUUAUUUUAUUAUUUGUGUCUAUUAUUUGCAUCAGUUGUUUCCUCUGGUUUUUUUUAGGAGGAUAAUUUAACACUCAUUAUUUGAAAUUACAUUUGUGGUUUCAUAUGUGUACACUCAGCAUGCAGCAGUGAAAACCUGUUGUGUUGCAUUAAACUGCUUUCACUUGAUGAAUUCA